GGGACACCGCUGAGCUGCGCGUCACUUUUUCCCAGGGAGGCGAAAGGCUUCAUUCGUGCAGGGGAGGGUGUUCGCCUGAAAAAGAUGAAAAGACCUGUGCCUUUAAGAGGGCUGCCUCCCCUUUCCCUCAUGCUCCCCCUCAAUCACACAGACACUCCUCCAGUGAGCAUUUGUGAGGCAGCUCCUGUCCCUUAUGUCUUUUUGUGGGGAAAGGAACACACUUCUUUCAGCAUCACUGGAGACGACACAGAGCUCCAGGGAAGACGCCCCAGGUGCAGACCUUCAAACAGCUCCGGCCUUAACAACAGAGGUUACCCAGAAGAUGCGAUACACACACACUCAUGCUGGAGUCCAACAUUUUGGACGAGGAUGGAACUUAACAACCGGGUCAGCGCAAGAGUUUUGAACUGAGGCCGACAUGAUCAUACAUCAAGAUCAACGAGGCUGGAUCAGCUCCCUCGGAAAAGGUGGAGUCUUCAUUUGAGCUUUUACUUUCUCUUUGUUGAAAGUUUUGUCAGAGAAGAAUGAUCAAAGUACCCCGUUUCUUUUGCAGCUAUUAUGGAUAAAAGCGGCAUCGGAAAUAUGUGCUAUUGAAGCAAAAGGGAUAAUUUAGCAUACUUUUUCUUCAUUAUUUUUAUCUGUCUCCAGAGCACUUUCUAAAUAGACAUUGGUGGUAUGAAAUUGAGAUGCUCUUAAAGAACAACUUGAACGGUCCCGACAGUGUUCUUAAUUCGCCAGCCAGGCGUUUAUCUUAUUUCUGCAGCUCGUUCACGGAGGGAGAGUUAAAGACUCCAUUGAUAGUGCUCUUGGGGAAGGGCUAAUAAUUCCUCGCUUAUAUGAAGUCUUCAAAACUUUCCAGCUGUUGACUAAAAGUGUCACAGAUGUGAGGAAGUGAUGCAGACUGGACUGACAGUGGAGCACUGAGGACAGGAGACAUGUUCACAGGGUGCGGAGUGGUCAGUGGUCAGAGUCAGUACCUGGUCCGAGACAUCGUCAGGCCCCACCCAGGAGUGGAAGUGAGUGGAGCUACCCACACGGAGAAUGGUGUAACCUCGGGGUCCUGUCAUGUCCACCAGGGUCAAACCUGCAGUAGUGCUGACCAGCAGGCAGUCGUCAGAAAUGUUUCUGCACCCUAAAACCAGUGCCACCAUCUACCCCUAUGCCUGCUCUCAAACUGGGCAGGAAGGGUUCAAGAAAGUCUGCCGAACCGAGGAGGACAGUCCAUGUCCCUUUCCGGGACUUGCCUCUGGGGUGUUGGAGAUGCGUGUGAAGGAGGGCAGUAAGAUCCGUAACUUGAUGGGAUUUGCCAUGGCACGAAUGCAAGGAGAGAUAAGUGUGAGAGAUGGCGGCAGUGGUGACGGUGGGCUCAGACAAGUUGUCUUCACCGGCUCGGGUCGUGCUGUCACCAAAACCAUCACUUGUGCUGAGAUCAUGAAGCGUAAGGUGGGCUCUCUGCACCAGAUGACCAAACUACAAUACAUGGUGAAGGAGGUGUGGGAGAGCAACGAAGGUCACACAUCAGAGAUGACGGUGCACAGGACGGUGCCCUCCAUCAGCAUCCUCCUCUCCAAAGACCCCCUGGAUACUCAGGAACCAGGCUACCAGCCUCCAGAGACACUCAGUGCAUUGUGGGAGGAGAAAGAGGGCACCGGUAUCCCGCAAACAGCGUGCAAGAGACCUCUUCAACCCUCAUCGUGCAGCAGCUUUCCUUCUUUUAAGAGGGUGUGUAUGGGGGAAGGCGUCCUCCCCCUCGCUGACUGACUGAUUGACUGACUGACUGAACUGGUGUGAAACAGUAAAGAGAAUUGAAUCAGUGGAUUUCAUUUGGCAUUGCCCUCCACCCAAGCACAAUGCUGAGACAAUCAGAACAGUCACUCAGACAGAACAAUGUUUUCUGAGAAGAACUGAGUACCAAUUCCGCCUCCAGAGGUCAGG
This is a messenger RNA of Thalassophryne amazonica, 1935 nucleotides long. Its product is annotated as ribonuclease P protein subunit p25-like protein. The record is from RefSeq and is a predicted model, not a curated record. Gene Ontology annotation, cellular component: ribonuclease MRP complex. Gene Ontology annotation, molecular function: RNA binding. NCBI's taxonomy places the organism in Eukaryota, Metazoa, Chordata, Actinopteri, Batrachoidiformes, Batrachoididae. Gene Ontology annotation, biological process: tRNA 5'-leader removal.